Arachis duranensis is the source of this 760-nucleotide messenger RNA. RefSeq lists its product as uncharacterized. Gene Ontology annotation, biological process: protein stabilization; protein import into mitochondrial matrix; protein folding. Gene Ontology annotation, molecular function: protein-folding chaperone binding; zinc ion binding. Lineage: Eukaryota; Viridiplantae; Streptophyta; Magnoliopsida; Fabales; Fabaceae. Gene Ontology annotation, cellular component: mitochondrion. The coding region runs from base 46 to 603 and encodes 185 amino acids. The transcript has 5 exons. The record is from RefSeq and is a predicted model, not a curated record.
UUUAUAAAUUAGUGUUAGUUAUAUAUGGUGCAGAUUCACAGGUGAAUGACCUUAGCCAUAAGGAUUCCUUCAUUUAUUUUGGGCACCAUGGUAUUUCAGUUACCAAUGGCCGCAAGCACACAUUAUACCAUCCCUAUGUUCCUUCCCUAUCUGUCUUCCUCUACGCACAAAGUUACGGGACCUAUUAAUUCUCUAUGCUUCAGCCUUCCAUUUUCAGCUUCGAAGUUCAACACUCCUUCUAUCGGAGCCACCAGGUCAAAAAUACUUCUGUCACCAAGGCUUGCAGGUCGGGUAUGCAUGGUCAAUGGGUUGCUGGGUGAUGAUUCUUUUACUUCUGUGGAGCCCGAAUCAAACAAUUCAGAAGAGGGUGCUAGUAUUGACUUAAAUCUUCCAAGAAGAAGUUUGCUUGUACAAUUUACAUGCAAUUUGUGUGGUGAAAGAACAGAGAGGCUUGUUAACAGAUUAGCUUAUGAAAGGGGUUCUGUUUUUGUUCAGUGUGCAGGCUGUCUUCGGCAUCAUAAGUUAGUUGACAAUCUCGGACUUAUCACGGAGUACGACUUUCGGGAGGAAACAAACAUAGAGUCAGAAGUCGAUCAAAUUUAAUGUGCAACUCGGGUGAACAUUUUUAUACAUUACCAAAUUCAGACCCGGUGCUGGUGCUGGUGCUGUAUCCGAAUCUGCUGUGGAAUCCGGUGGUGCUGGGGGACUCUUGUUGACAAUUGUUGGUGCUGGAGCUGGUGCAUGAUGUUUUUUGUGCUUG